CUACGCAACUUGAUAACGCGUUGGAUGACGGGUUCUGGAUCGACAGAACAAUAGGACACGCUUCAUCAGGAUCUGUCUCGUGAUGGGCGAAGAGAGCCAACCAUCUACUUGCCCUGCUUCCCAACGUGUGCUCGUGUGACCUCCAUAUUUGAAAUUCUCUGUGUGGCCGAUAAACGCCCUUGCAGUCGGCAGUGCAACCUGGAUUGUCCUAUUUGUUGCCUUCAGCCUGUUCAAGAGCAUAAACACACCUCUCUUCUUCUCAUCCCUUCUUGAUCAAUUUCUUCUAUCUUUGCUGCUUUUUUCUUCAUUUUAAAAAAAAGCUUUAUCAUUUGCUUCAGCGAGUUGUCAUCACCUUUGUAUCUCAUUUCAUUCUCAUCUUUCAUAUUUGUGUGCAUUUGUAUUAGCCAUCAUGACAGCUGUUUCAUAUCGACGUUCCGAAUUGCCUGUGCCAAAAUCGGGCGAUUGUAGCAUUCGCAUGGAGCCGGCCUUCGAUGCCGCAUUUAAAAGAAGAUGGUCAGAUCAAAUGGUUCUAUCCUGGAAGUUUUACUACUUUGAUUUGGAUCGUAUCAAUACUAGCAUGGAAAACAACCUAUGCACUGAAGCGAUCGCCGAAGAGUACACAAAGGUUUCCGAUUUUGUCAAAGUUAAACUCGGAGAAUUACAAAGAAGGAUUCAGCAUGCCUCCAGACAAGUGACGGAGCAAACCAGCUUAGCCAAUUUCAUAGAUUUCGAGCGAACCCUUGACGACAUUAGUGCAUCCGUCUGUGAUCUCCAGUUGUUUCAUACUUUGCAUACGGAUGCACUCAGCUUAUUGCGACAACAUAUCAACCCAUUCUUUGCUGAAAAUCUGGGCAUGCUUUACACCAAAGAUACCCUUGAUAAGAUGGUUAUGCAAGUCUGCAGUCUCUAUGAUUCGCUGCGUGCCAAUCGGGCUCCACCGGAAUCGCCUCCCUUGUCACCUAUCUCCUUAACUGGAGAGACCUUUAUUUCUCGUCGUAGCCAGGCGUGGUGGGUUCAUGCCGAUAAUUCAAUGAAUCUCAUGAUGCAUUUUCUCAAAUAUUUGUCCCUAAACUCGAAAUUGGUGAAUGGCGCCAACGACUCUAUCAGUGUGAAAGUUACAUCCGUUGUGUUGGAUAAGCCAACUCAGCCUGAUCAUUCAAAGAUUGUCAAGGUACAAUGGACCAACGCUGGCCAGGAAGUCUUCAUAAAAGCCAUGGAUGGUGAAGAUCGUACUAGAUCUAUUCGAACGAAACAAAAGUAUCUAGAACGCUGGAUAAACAAAGAAUGGAGUUUAUAUGAUUUGCUUGAUAAAUUGCGUGCUAACGGUCACGACAUGGAGGAUGUUGAGCCUAACGCAACUUUCAUUCAAAAUCUUGUCAACGAUGGCUCGACUCCAGUACUUCGCACUGUUUGUAAUCGUGUCACCUUCCAAUCUACCAGUUCACCUUACAUCAAAAUUACAAUGGACACUAAUUUGAUGAUACACCGUGACCAACUCCCAGACGGUGGUCGUUGGUUCAAGACAAGAGACGAUGACGGCGAUGAAGAUCAAAACAACUUGGACAAUUGCCAAGACGGCAUGAUUCGUUUUCCAUUUGACGUGGUCAAGGUAUCAUUUGGCGAUACCGAAGAUGAUUUACCGUAUUGGUGGCACGAGCUUAUUCGCUCCAAACUGCUUCAACAAGUUCCUGAGAUUUACAACGGCAUUGAAGGUCUGGCAAGUUUCAUCAAGAAUGAUAUGAGCAGCUUAAAGUCAUGGGU
Messenger RNA from Umbelopsis ramanniana AG, 1761 nucleotides. RefSeq lists its product as uncharacterized. The record is from RefSeq and is a predicted model, not a curated record. NCBI's taxonomy places the organism in Eukaryota, Fungi, Mucoromycota, Umbelopsidomycetes, Umbelopsidales, Umbelopsidaceae. The annotation marks the transcript as partial. The transcript has 4 exons.